GGGGCCGGCGGCGAUGGCGGCGCUGUUCGGUGGCGUGGAGGGCGGGGGCACCCGCUCCAGGGUGGUGCUGGUGUCCGCGGAGGGGCAGAUCGUGGCCGAGGCAGAGGGACCCUGCACCAACCACUGGCUCGUGGGCCCCGAGACGUGCGUGGAGCGGAUCGAGCGCAUGGUCAGCGAGGCCAAGAGCCGGGCGGGCGCCGACCCCCGGCAGCCGCUGCGCUCGCUGGGGCUGUCGCUGAGCGGAGGGGACCAGCCGGAGGCCGUGGAGAAGCUGAGGGAGGAGCUGCAGCGCCGCUUCCCGAACCUGAGCCAGAGCUACUUCAUCGGCACCGACGCCGUGGGGGCCAUGGCCACGGCCACCGACCACGGUGGCAUCGUGCUGAUCUCGGGCACGGGCUCCAACUGCAAACUCAUCAACCCCGACGGCUCCGAGAGCGGCUGCGGCGGCUGGGGACACAUGAUGGGGGACGAGGGCUCGGCGUUCUGGAUCGCGCACCAGGCCGUAAAAACGGUGUUCGACUCCCAGGACAACCUGCGGGCGCCGCCCCACGACGUCGCCUUUGUCCGCCAGGCCAUGCUCGACUACUUCCAGAUCUCGGACAGGAUGGGGCUCCUGCCCCACCUCUACCGCACCUUCGAGAAGGGCAAAUUCGCGGGGUUCUGCCAGGAGCUGGCCCAGGGUGCCCAGCUGGGUGACCCGCUCUGCUGCCACAUCUUCACCGAGGCGGGCGAGCAGCUGGCGCGCCACGUGGUGGCCGUGCUGCCCAAAAUCCACCAGAGCCUCUUUGCGGGCGAGCUGGGGCUGCCCAUCGUGUGCGUGGGCUCGGUGUGGAACAGCUGGGAGCACCUGCGCCCCGGCUUCGUGGCGGCGCUGGAGCGGGCGCGGCCGGCGGCGCCGGCGGCGUUCUCGGGGUUCAGCCUGCUGCGGCUGCAGCGCCCCGCGGCGCUGGGCGCGGCGCGGCUGGCAGCGCGCGGGGCGGGCGCGGCGCUGCCGCUGCACCGCGCUGCCAACGCCCGCGUCUUCUACGCGCACCGAUUCUGA
Lonchura striata (white-rumped munia) is the source of this 1042-nucleotide messenger RNA. NCBI's taxonomy places the organism in Eukaryota, Metazoa, Chordata, Aves, Passeriformes, Estrildidae. The record is from RefSeq and is a predicted model, not a curated record.